AUGGCUAUGAUUCUUGCAGCAAAAGUAUACCCUUUUGUCACUUUCAAGACAGUGGACAGAAGCUCUAAACCUGAUAUUGACUAUAAACUGAAAUCCAGGUGUAAUGCUUUGCAAUCAUCUCAAGUUGCCUUGCCAAGUCGUCGAGGUGUCUUGUUCUGUAGUGCUUCAUUUGUUACAGUUCUGACCUUAAAUUGCGUCCUAACACCAUUACAAGUACGGGCUGAAGAUGAAUCAACUGACCAAGAGGAAGAAAAGGAUGACGGGGUUGUUGGGGCUAUUAAACCAUUGUUUGAUCCUAACGAGAAAACAAAAUCUGGGAAACUGUUGCCAAAGGCUUACUUAAAGUCAGCAAGAGAUGUUGUGAAGAACCUCCGCGAGUCACUCAAGGAAGAUCCCAAGGACAUUGCCAAAUUUAGACGGACUGCAGAUGCAGCAAAGGAGUCCAUCCGAGAAUACUUGGGCAGUUGGAGGGGACAGGAAAAGGUAGUUCGUGAGGAAUCAUAUGUCGAGUUAGAAAAGGCAAUUAGAUCUUUGGCCAGGUUCUAUUCUAAGGCUGGUCCAUCUGCACCCCUGCCGGAAGAGGUCAGGUCUGAGAUAUUGAAUGAUUUGAAUACCGCUGAAGAAUUUUUGUAG
Dovyalis caffra is the source of this 633-nucleotide messenger RNA. The record is from the annotation of a GenBank genome assembly. NCBI's taxonomy places the organism in Eukaryota, Viridiplantae, Streptophyta, Magnoliopsida, Malpighiales, Salicaceae.